GAAACUACUUGCGAAUCUGGCGUGAAGCACAAGGACUCCCACGAGCGGAGAUGUCCCGAGUGAGCCGAUAUGAGAGAACUGCCGGUGUCGACAGCCUCGAAAAGCUCAGCCAGAAGCUGACGGCAGACCUGCGCAACCACAUUCGGUUCCUCGGCGACUACCCCGUGCUCUCGACCGAAUGGAAGGAAAUGGCGCACAACAUGAAACGGUUUGGCGAGAUCUCGGAAAUGGAACGGCAGUUGCCCAAGCACGAGAACGCGACCCUGUGGGAGUGCGAGGAGCUCGCGCUGCGCUACAUUCUCGAAGACGGCAAGCUCAACCUCUGCCUUCGUCUCUUAGUCGAGUACAAGGAUUACGAGCAUGGAAUUAGUCAGCGCGAGUUGGACCCCGACACCAAGGCGCUCGUGAGCCAAUUCGAGCGCGGCCUCGGCGUCAUGCUCAAGAAUGCGUGGCUCCAUGUGGAAGCUCUGCAGACGACGGAUCUUCCGCUCUUGUUGGAGUACAUUGCCGGAGUGCUCACGUUUUGCGAAGAAGAACCCGUUUUUGUCGAGAAGAAGGACCUCGUGGACAGCCAAGAGACCAUUGUCGUUUACUACCUUCAUGGCCUCUUGAAGCAGCUCGAGCACAUUUCCGAAGACAGAGUCAUGCCGCUGGUGCUGGAGAAGCAACUGUUUGCGUUGUUGACGUCGCACAUCCAGCGCCACUGGAAGUUGUUUUCGGUGCGAAUACCGUUGCGACAGCCUCCAGAUGCAUCGGUCCCAACGAGAUGAUCUUGGCAGGACGUGGACGUGUUGGUUGCGUGCGAAGUCCUCGCGCUCAUUUGCGACACGGAAGACUUUCAAUCGCAUGCACAAUCGUACGUGGCAUCGGCCCAAGUGGUGCGCGAUUUGCGCAUCAUUCAAGAGGACAUUUUGGACAGUCUUGUGGAGGAUUUGGAUGUGCGCAAGAAACUCCGUCCCCUCCUGGACGUGAUCAAGGAGUUUGCGUCGGGGCGGAAAUAGCGCAACGAUAGCACCCGAUCGAUCUCGUCGAUUGACGUGAGGAGCUGGCGAGAGGCUCCCGACUACUCAAAUCUGCAUCGUGGAAUCCACAACGUUUAUCGAUUUUCUUCACGAGUGUCCAGAAUCAACGGUGGCGCGGCGCCGUCCCGAGCAAGUCGCUCGAUGAGGCACCGAAUCGCGACGCGCUUUUUUCGAAUGACUUGAGGUGGAAACCAUUGAGCAGUCAAAACAUUUUGCGAGUCGGCGCCUUUCGUGGCCACGAAUGCGGUCGAUACCAGCGGUGGCGACGUCAGGAAUAGUUCCACGUAAU
Messenger RNA from Aphanomyces invadans, 1311 nucleotides. RefSeq lists its product as hypothetical. The transcript is spliced from 9 exons. NCBI's taxonomy places the organism in Eukaryota, Oomycota, Saprolegniomycetes, Saprolegniales, Verrucalvaceae. Bases 51 to 770 code for a protein of 239 amino acids. The record is from RefSeq and is a predicted model, not a curated record.